AUGUCCAACAAGCCGACAGCUCUUAUUACUGGCUGCUCAGAAGGCGGAGCCGGCCACGCCCUUGCUCUAGAAUUCGCAGCCAAAGGUUACCGAGUCUUUGCUACAGCUCGAUCCACCAAAUCGCUUGCAGGUCUUCAAGAAAAAGGCAUCGAGCUUCUGACACUUGACGUGACCAAGUCAGAGAGUAUAUCUGCUCUCAAGGAUGAGAUCACAAAGCGAACGGGAGGAAAGUUGGAUGUUUUGUUCAACAAUGCUGGAAUGAUGUACGAGGCCCCGGCGAUUGAAGCCGACAGAGUGCAAGUCCAGAAUAUGUUCAACACCAACGUCUUUGGCCUCUUCGACAUGGUCCAGACCUUCACUCCUCUACUCCUGGCAUCAGUCGCCGACUCAAAAACGACACCUACCAUCAUCAACACAGCCUCAAUCGUAGCGCGUGUACCCUACUACUUCACCGCCCAGUACAACGCCACCAAAGCAGCAGUCGCUUCUUACUCCGACACUCUACGUCUUGAACUUGCGCCCCUCGGCAUCAAAGUCAUCACUUUGUACAUGGGAGUCGUAGCGACACAUCUUACGUCAUCUGACAAGAAGCUUCUUUCUCCUGAUAGUAUCUUCAUCGAUGCUGAGGAAGGUCUUCGUGAGAGAUCUAGACUUCAUCUGAAGAAUGGUACCAAGCCCGAGGAAUUCGCACGAUUGGUGGUGAAGGAUGUUUUGAAGAAUAAGACAGCUUUGAGUAAGGGGGAGUAUAUUUGGCAGGGAGCGAAUGCGUAUGUUGUCUGGCUUCUUAAUGCGAUUGGAUGGAGAAAGAUCUUUGAUGGGAUCUCAGAGGGAGGCGUUGGUCUCACGAAGGAGGUUAAAAAGGCGAUUUAUAAGAAGGGUCAGGGCAGUUUGGCAAAGACUAGUUAG
Molecule: messenger RNA, 906 nt
Organism: Fusarium oxysporum Fo47
Lineage: Eukaryota; Fungi; Ascomycota; Sordariomycetes; Hypocreales; Nectriaceae
Exons: 3
Coding region: 1-906 (301 amino acids)
Biological process (GO): phosphatidic acid biosynthetic process; triglyceride catabolic process
Cellular component (GO): endoplasmic reticulum; lipid droplet
Molecular function (GO): acylglycerone-phosphate reductase (NADP+) activity; triacylglycerol lipase activity
Source: RefSeq, a predicted model, not a curated record